AUGGGAAGGGGCAGGAUUAAAAAUCCAAGGCCGAUACCCAUCAUACUUCUCGGGUAUAAAAACCUGAAAACCCUAGAUUUCUAUUUCUUUCGUCUUCUCCGUCCGCACUCCGCAGCCUACAAUGAAAUCCUUGGGAAAGGUGCUUCAAAGACAGUGUAUAAAGGGUUUGAUGAGUAUGAAGGGAUUGAAGUUGCUUGGAAUCAAGUCAAGGCGAGUUUAUUUUACAAGCUGGGGAAGUUGACAACAGGGAGGAGAAAAUUAAGAGUAACUAUGUUUCCUGGACUUGUUGAUCAGUCUUUUAUUGUUGCUCUUAUUGUUAUAUUUUUCGACUGAUUUAUAGGAUUUUUCGCCAUGGUAGAUAGAUCGGAAAGUGAAAUAACAAAUAUGUAUAACAAUUGGCAUGAAUUGAGUUGUAGAAAAUUUCAUUAGAUUUGUCUAUCUAGAAUGACCAAUUAUCUCAUAUCAUUUUUUAUGCCUAAUUAGUAUGUUUUUCAGAAAC
Molecule: messenger RNA, 499 nt
Organism: Papaver somniferum (opium poppy)
Lineage: Eukaryota; Viridiplantae; Streptophyta; Magnoliopsida; Ranunculales; Papaveraceae
Exons: 5
Coding region: 1-333 (110 amino acids)
Biological process (GO): protein phosphorylation; intracellular signal transduction
Cellular component (GO): cytoplasm
Molecular function (GO): protein serine/threonine kinase activity
Source: RefSeq, a predicted model, not a curated record